AAAGGCACUCAGGAGUCCCACAGACACAGGCAGGGUCCCCUCAUGGCCACCCUGGACUCCAACAGGGAGAGUCAGGAUCCACACUGAAAGGGAGACAGGGAACAACUCACAGACAGGCAGGAGACACCACUAGACAUACCCAGUCCACUCAUGGACAAGCCACCAGGCCAGAAUCCAGUAGGACCGGGAGAAGAGAAUCCAGUGUCAGUGAGUCCAGUGACAGUGAAAGGCACUCAGGAGUCCCACAGACACAGGCAGGGUCCCCUCAGGGCCAUGCUGGAUCUCAACAUGGAGAGUCGGGAUCCACCCGGGAAGGAGGACCAGAAACUACUCACAGACAGCAAGGACACACCACUAGACAAGCUCAUUCUGGUCUUGGACAGGCCACCAGGACAGAAUCUAGCAGGACCCAAAGAAGCAGAUCCAGUGCCAGUGAAUCGAGUGACAGGGAAAGGCACUCAGGAGUCCCACAGACACACACAGAGUCCCCUCAUGGCCAGGCUGGAUCUGAACAUGGAGAGUCAGGAUCCACCCGGGAAGGAAGACAGGGAACUACUCACAGACAGGCAGGAGACACCACUAGACAUACCCAGUCCACUCAUGGACAAGCCACCAGGCCAGAAUCCAGUAGGACCGGGAGAAGAGAAUCCAGUGUCAGUGAGUCCAGUGACAGUGAAAGGCACUCAGGAGUCCCAAAGACACAGGCAGGGUCCCCUCAGGGCCAUGCUGGAUCUCAACAUGGAGAGUCGGGAUCCACCCGGGAAGGAAGACAGGGAACUACUCACAGACAGGCAGGAGACACCACUAGACAUACCCAGUCCACUCAUGGACAAGCCACCAGGUCAGAAUCCAGUAGGACUGGGAGACGAGAAUCCAGUGUCAGUGUGUCCAGUGACAGUGAAAGGCACUCAGGAGUCCCACAGACACAGGCAGGGUCCCCUCAUGGCCACCCUGGAUCUCAACAUGGAGAGUCGGGAUCCACCCGGGAAGGAAGACCAGAAACUACUCACAGACAGCAAGGACACACCACUAGACAAGCUCAUUCUGGUCACGGACAGGCCACCAGGACAGAAGCUAGCAGGACCCAAAGAAGCAGAUCCAGUGCCAGUGAAUCGAGUGACAGGGAAAGACACUCAGGACUCCCACAGACACACACAGAGUCCCCUCAUGGCCAGGCUGGAUCUGAACAUGGAGAGUCGGGAUCCACCCGGGAAGGAAGACAGGGAACUACUCACAGACAGGCAGGCGACACCACUAGACAUACCCAGUCCACUCAUGGACAAGCCACCAGGUCAGAAUCCAGUAGGACCGGGAGAAGAGAAUCCAGUGUCAGUGAGUCCAGUGACAGUGAAAGGCACUCAGGAGUCCCACAGACACAGGCAGGGUCCCCUCAGGGCCAUGCUGGAUCUCAACAUGGAGAGUCGGGAUCCACCCGGGAAGGAAGACAGGGAACUACUCACAGACAGGCAGGAGACACCACUAGACAUACCCAGUCCACUCAUGGACAAGCCACCAGGCCAGAAUCCAGUAGGACCGGGAGAAGAGAAUCCAGUGUCAGUGAGUCCAGUGACAGUGAAAGGCACUCAGGAGUCCCACAGACACAGGCAGGGUCCCCUCAGGGCCAUGCUGGAUCUCAACAUGGAGAGUCGGGAUCCACCCGGGAAGGAGGACCAGAAACUACUCACAGACAGCAAGGACACACCACUAGACAAGCUCAUUCUGGUCUUGGACAGGCCACCAGGACAGAAUCUAGCAGGACCCAAAGAAGCAGAUCCAGUGCCAGUGAAUCGAGUGACAGGGAAAGGCACUCAGGACUCCCACAGACACACACAGAGUCCCCUCAUGGCCAGGCUGGAUCUGAACAUGGAGAGUCGGGAUCCACCCGGGAAGGAAGACAGGGAACUACUCACAGACAGGCAGGCGACACCACUAGACAUACACAGUCCACUCAUGGACAAGCCACCAGGUCAGAAUCCAGUAGGACUGGGAGACGAGAAUCCAGUGUCAGUGAGUCCAGUGACAGUGAAAGGCACUCAGGAGUCCCACAGACACAGGCAGGGUCCCCUCAUGGCCACCCUCCAUUCCAACAGGGAGAGUCAGGAUCCACACUGAAAGGGAGACAGGGAACAACUCACAGACAGGUAGAAGACUCCACUAGACAUGCCCAGUCUGGUCAUGGACAGGCCACCAGGACAGAAUCCAGCAGGGCCCGAAGAACGGGAUCUAGCAUCAGUGAGUCCAGUGACACGGAAACGCACUCAGGAGUCCCACAGACAAACACAGGAUCCGCUCAUGGCCAUGCCGGAUCUCAACAUGGAGUGUUGGGAUCCUCCCAUGAAGGAAGGCAGGGAACUACUCACAGACAGGCAGGAGACACCACUAGACAUACCCAGUCCACUCAUGGACAAGCCACCAGGACACAAUCCAGUAGUACCCAAAAAACGGGAUCUAGCAGCAGUGAGUCCAGUGACAGGGGAAGGCUUUCAGGAGUCCCACAGACACAGGCAGGGUCCCCUCAUGGCCAUGCUGGAUCUCAACAUGGAGAGUCGGGAUCCACCCGGGAAGGAAGACAGGAAACUACUCACAGACAGGCAAGAGACACCACUAGACAUACCCAGUCCACUCAUGGACAGGCCACCAGGUCAGAAUCCAGUAGGACUGGGAGACGAGAAUCCAGUGUCAGUGAGUCCAGUGACAAUGAAAGGCACUCAGGAGUCCCACAGACACGGGCAGGGUCCCCUCAUGGCCACCCUGGAUUCCAACAGGGAGAGUCAGCAUCCACCCAUGAAGGAAGACAGGAAACUACUCACGGACAGCAAGUAGACACCACCAGACAUACACUGUCUGGUCAUGCACAGGCCACCAGGACAGAAUCCAAUAGGACGGGAAGAACAGGAUCUAGGAGCAGUGAGUCCAGGGACAGGGGAAGGCCUUCAGGAGUCCCACAGACACAGGCAGGGUCCCCUCGUGGCCAUGCUGGAUCUCAACAUGGAGAGUCGGGAUCCACCUGGGAAGGAAGACAGGGAACUACUCACAGACAGUCAAGAGACACCACUAGACAUUCCCAGUCCACUCAUGGACAAGCCACCAGGUCAGAAUCCAGUAAGACUGGAAGAAGAGAAUCCAGCAUCAAUGAGUCCAGUGAAAGGCCUUCAGGAGUCCCACAGACACACACAGCGUCCCCUCAUGGCCAUGCUGGAUCUCAACUUAUAGAGUCAACAUCUUCCCAUGAAGGUAGACUGGGAACUACUCGCCCACAGACAGGAGACACCACUGGACCUGCCCAGUCUGGUCAUGGACAAGCCACCAGCGCUGAAUCCAGGUGGACUGGAAGAAAGGGAUCUAGUGUGAGUGAGUCCAGCGACACUGAAAGGCACUCAGGUGUGUCACAAGGACACUCAGUUUCUAGUCAUAGGCAUUUUGGUUCUAUCCCCCAAAACACAGUUAGUAAUACAACCAGAAGACAUGGUUCUAGUACUGAAGAGUCAGGAGAUAGUUCUAAACAUUCCAUAAUUGAACAAGGGAAGACUUCAAUUCAUAAGCAACCUAGUUCCAGAAGAUCAGGAGUACAGGCAUCCUCCCAUAGACAUGUUGGAGACAAAUCUACAUUCUCAGGUUCAGCUCAGGGGCACACCACAUCUUCUCGUGGACAGUUAGGAAUUGGCACAACAGAACAAGGUGGAUCCAGCCAUACACAGUUGCAUGAUACUCAUAGACACACCAGUGAUAGCAUAAGUAAGCAUUCACAUAGCAGUCAUCACCAAUCUAGAGUAAGUCAUUCUCAGUCACAGCUUAGUGGAAGACAAAGACAUGGAUCAGAUCAAGGAUGGAAACAUGGCAGUUAUGGAAGUGCUGAAUAUGAUUAUGGGCAGUCUGGGUAUGGACCCUCUGGGGGCAGCAGAACAAGCAGCCACAAUUCUAGCCCUUUGAGGUCAACAGAGAGAGCUGCAAACAAUCAAGUGUCUACACAUGGACAAUUAAUUUCUGGUUAUGACCAUACAGGAUCAAAAGCAACUGAAAUAACAGAAAGACAAGGUUCAAGUCAUGGACAAUCAGUUGAUUCCCAUAAUCAGUCUGCAUCCAGUGUAACUAGAAGGCAGGGAUCUAGUCAUGGGCAUUCAGUAGUAAGUCAUGAACCAUCAAGUGACACUCAUAUUCAAUCUGGAAGGUGGCAGUCAAGCAACCAUUCUAUAUUCAGCCAUGGAAAAUCUAUAUCAGCUCAUUGCCAUUCAAAAUCUGGUUCAACUCUUAGGCAGGGAUCCCAUAGUGAUAAUAAAGGGAAUUCCAAAGAUUGGGGGAAACAGAUUCAUGAAUCAUCAGGAUCUACUCAUGGACAGUCGGAGUUCAAUAAUAUAAGUAUGCAUGAAUCCAGCCAGGAGCAUUUGGGAGAUACAUCUUCUCAUGAGCAGAUAAGAUCCAGCACAAGUUUAGUAAGACAAGAAUCAAGUAAUAGGCAAUCAGUAGACAUCCAGGGUCAAUCUGGAUUCAGCACCAAUGAAAGACAAGUAUAUAACCAUGACCAAUCAAGUGACAGCUAUGAGCAGUCAAGUGAUAGCAGAAGCAGGAGGCAAGGGUUCAUUUCUAGUCACUCUCUUAAUAGACAAGACCCUACAGGAAGUGAAAAAUAUGGGUAUAGACAUUCAUCAAGCAGUAAAACCAUAUGGAGUGGGGAAAAACAAAAGCAAGGGCCCACAUCAAGUUUGUUAGGAAGCAUCAUUAUAUAUAGUCAGGAUGUGGACAACAUGCAUACAAGAAACUCUGAGGCUAGAGGUUGCCAUAAAAGGGAGAGAACAGAAUCAGGUUCCUUUUACUUAGAAGGUAACACUCCACUCUAUGAAUAUGUCCAAGAACAAAGGUAUUAUUACUUUGAAUAAUUUGAAACCAACAGAAAACAAACUAGCUCAAAUAAGAACCCAAAAAAGAAAUGAGACAUACAACACGGAAUUAAGAUACAUGAUCUUUUCUUUUGGUAGGGGGGUAUAUAGCUGUCCUUUUAUUUAACUGUAGCACUGUACUCUAUUUCUUUUGUUUGGUGCAAGGUUUUUGUAAGGCUCCACAAUCACUAAGCUCUUUGGUUAGAAAACAAUGAAUGGAAGAAGUAAAUAGCAUUUGGAACUAUAUUCAAAACUAUAUGACAAAGUCAUUUGGGUGCUUUAGGAUAAAAUGAGCAUUUUUUAAAAAUUUCUCAGACUCAGAUCAUGGACUUUCCAGAUUUUAUUUUAAUUGACCACUGACAAACCUAUCCAGGGAGCUAAGAAACAUGAUUUUGGAGCCAAAAUUUCUCCAAUAAUACUGUAACACACUCCAUGUUCUGAACAAAGAAUGUUAUAGUAGGUGAUGAGUCAGAAUAUUUGCAUCUUUUGUGCCACCACUGGAACUAGAUACUACUAUUUUUGAAUUUAUUGUCAUGAUCUCCUAUAUUGCAUAAAAUUGUCAAUAAAUUUUACAUCAAGGUAA
Molecule: messenger RNA, 5457 nt
Organism: Acinonyx jubatus (cheetah)
Lineage: Eukaryota; Metazoa; Chordata; Mammalia; Carnivora; Felidae
Product: fibrous sheath CABYR-binding protein-like
Exons: 2
Coding region: 151-2112 (653 amino acids)
Source: RefSeq, a predicted model, not a curated record